AUGCCUCAAUUACUGCGGAACAUUAAUGGGAUCAUUGAAGCCUUCGGUCGCUACGCCAAGACUGAGGGCAACUGCAAGGCGCUGACCCGAGGGGAGCUGAAAAGGCUCUUGGAGAAUGAGUUUGCUGACGUCAUCGUGAAACCUCACGAUCCAGUCACAGUGGAUGAAGUCUUUCGCCUGUUGGAUGAAGAUGACACAGGGACUGUGGAAUUCAAGGAAUUCCUGGUAUUGGUGUUUAAGGUUGCCCAGGCCUGUUUCAAGACCCUGAGCGAGAGUCCUGAGGGAGCUUGUGGAUCUCAAGAGCCUGGAAGCCAUCAUCCUGGGGCCUCGCAAGAGCUGAGGGAAGGACAAGAAAGUCACACUGAAGUAGGAGGUGCUGGGAGAGGUCAGCUCUGUGAGGGGAGCAGCUGUGGACAGAGAAAUCAGGCUUCCACAAGGCAAGAUGUCAGCUCCCCUCAGGUUGGUCACCAUGACAUGCAGACUGAGUCCCAGAGACAAGGUAGCAUGAGCCAGCAGGCACAAGUGUCAGGGCACAUGGAGCAGACCCAGACAGCAGAAGACAAGCAUCAUCAGACCAGAGAGGAACAGUCAGAGAGAAUGUCCCAGACCAGGGAACAGGAAAGAGCCCACCGGACCAGUGAGACUAUGACUGGAACCCUAACUCAGACCCAGACAGGUACCACCCAAACCCCAGAACAGGACAAGAGCCUUCAGAUGGGGAGCACUGGCACUCAGUCACGAGAGUCCUCCUGUACCCAGACUAGAGGGACUGAGACCCAUGGUCAGGACAGGAGCCAGACCAGCCAAAUAGUGGCAGGAGGACACACUCAAAUCCAGGCAGGAUUACAAACCCAGACAUACACCCAGACCCCAUGUCAGGAUGAAAGCCAUCAGACAGGGAGCACUGGCACCCAUUCACAGGAGACCACCUGUGCCCAGACCCAAGGGACCAAGACUGAUGGUCAAGACAAUAGUCAAAUGAGCCAGGUUGUAACAGGAAGACACAUUCAGACCCAGGUAGAGUCACAGACCCAGGUACACCCCCAGAUCAUGGAGCAGGACAGGAGUCAGACGGGAAGCCAUGUAGGGGUUAGAGAACAGGGACAGAGCCUGACACAGUCAGACAGUGGUCAAAGGCAGACACAAGUAAGCCACUACGAGACAGGGGAGACCAUGCUGGGAGGACAGGCCCAACCUGGGGCAAGCACUCUGACAGGCAGUCAGGACCGGAGCAGCACACAUCCUACGUGCAGUGUGACAGGAGGGCAGAGAGAUGGGAAGCCACACCCCACAGAGUCCACUGUGGUUGGUGAGGAGUGGGUUGAUGACCAUACAAGGGAGAUAGUGGUCCCAAAGCCGGACCAGAGCAGCUUGCACACCAACGUUUCUUCAGCUCAGGGUGGAGAGGUAGCCCAGCCUGAGGGGAGACAAAGCAUCACAGCUAGGGAGCUGUAUUCCUACUUCAAAAGCAACAAGCCAUGA
Messenger RNA from Orycteropus afer afer, 1482 nucleotides. The record is from RefSeq and is a predicted model, not a curated record. Lineage: Eukaryota; Metazoa; Chordata; Mammalia; Tubulidentata; Orycteropodidae.